AUGUCCGUGGCUGUUGCAGAGGGACGAAAUGCAAACCCUAAAGGGAGAUGCUCGAGAUGGAUUUGGCAUUUGUUUCCUCACGUUUGCCUAACUUUCUCUCUCAUUGUUUAUACAAUGUUGGGAGCGCUUAUGUUUCAACAGAUUGAGAAGAAGAAGAACCCUUACGACGAGUCGAUGGAAUUCCGUGCGGUUGUGCACGAGGUGGUGAAAACAGUGCAGAAUCACACUGGGCCAUCGAUGCAGCAAGACUUCUUGAAUGAAAUAGAAAAGAUUUUGAAAACAUUCAAUACCAAGAAACAACAUAAUCAGAAUUGGACCUUCUAUGGAUCACUUUUAUUCUGCUGUACCGUGUUCACUACAGUGGGUUAUGGGCAAAUUUACCCGGUGACCACAGAGGGAAAGGUGGCUUGUAUCCUAUAUGCACUAGUGGGCAUCCCACUUAUGUUGCUGCUCAUCUCCGAUGUGGGUGAUAUGUUAGCUGUUCUCCUGUCUAAAGCAUAUGCUCGUCUGAGCUUGUUCUUUAAGCAACUGGUGCUUAAUUGCUUAAGGAGACUUCAAAGGGAUGGCAAGGCAUUACCUACCCACCAAAAGCAAGCUGCUUCUGCUGAUGAUACCUAUAAUUUCAGCCCGGAUGUGGUGGUGCAAGAGUCAUUGGACAUUCAGCAAGUGAUAAGAACCCAGGCUUCCUUCAGACGCAAGUCCUUUCAGCUUCGUAAUAACAAAGAGAUCUUUGACCAGAUUAUUGUUAAAGAGAACUUCAAACAUCUAGGUGAAAAUUUCAAGAGUUCUCUGACUAAAUCCAGCUCCUGUCCGGAGCUUGACCGUGUACAUCAACAGACUGACAAGUUUUUCAUCGACAUUGGACAGGAAAUGGACAAAUUUAAGGUCCCCUUGCUGGUAAUUCUUCUGGUAGUAUUUGGGUACAUUGUAAUCUGCAGUCAAAUUCUGAGACAGUGGGAGAAUGAGUUGAAACCCUUUGAUGCCUUUUAUUUUACCUUCAUCACCUUGACCACCAUUGGCUUUGGUGACAUAGUGCCAAAGCAUCCUAUGUACUUCAUGUUAAUUUUUUUGUUCAUUGUCAUGGGCAUGGCCAUUUUGAGUAUGGCCUUCAAACUCGGCCAAUCACAAAUUGUUUGCUUUUAUAGGAGGUGCAUAAAGUGUCUUAGCAUGGGAAAGGUAAUACAUAAAGAUCUAGAGAGUAUGUGAUGGCAGAAGAAGCUUUGCAGUUUGGGCUUUUCUAAUGGGACAUGAGGCUCUUGGAACAAGAUGGAAGUUGAAGGGCGAUGGCCCAUAAUCCUGCUGCAGUACACAC
Xyrauchen texanus (razorback sucker) is the source of this 1312-nucleotide messenger RNA. RefSeq names its product potassium channel subfamily K member 18-like. Gene Ontology annotation, molecular function: potassium ion leak channel activity. Gene Ontology annotation, biological process: stabilization of membrane potential; potassium ion transmembrane transport. Gene Ontology annotation, cellular component: membrane. NCBI's taxonomy places the organism in Eukaryota, Metazoa, Chordata, Actinopteri, Cypriniformes, Catostomidae. The transcript is spliced from 3 exons. The coding region runs from base 1 to 1206 and encodes 401 amino acids. The record is from RefSeq and is a predicted model, not a curated record.